UCGAUUCUAUAUUUACAGCUGAUCUCUAUUCUGGAACUGUUGGAUUGACAGCUCCGGAAACUUAGCCAUUCAACUUCGACUUUUCUUCGCUAUUCUGAAAAAAAAUUACAUUUUAUAAACCAGAACAAUUCAGAAUUACGAGAAAUUUAGAAUAAGAUAGACAGAAUAGAGGUGUGUUUAUCGGGAAAAGAAAAGUUCAGUCCUAAUUGUUUAUGACAAGUAUCAACAAUGUCACGAACUGGAACAAAACUUGAUGCGAAAAAAGUGAACUCUGAACUAUUUACUCUAACUUAUGGCGCACUUGUAGCCCAAUUGAUCAAAGACUACGAGAAUGUGGAAGAUGUGAACAAACAAUUAGAAAGAAUGGGAUACAACAUAGGAAUUCGACUGAUAGAGGAUUUUCUAGCACGGACUGGUUCUGGUCGAUGUUACGACUUUAGAGAUACAGCUGAAAAGAUCCAGAGUGGCUUCAAGAUAUUCCUCGGUAUAACACCAUCAAUUACAAAUUGGAGCCCAGCUGGAGACGAAUUCUCUUUGUGUUUCGAGACAAAUCCAUUAACAGAAUUUGUAGAAUUACCAGAUAAUUGUUCAAACUUGAAGUAUUGUAAUAUAUUAACUGGCGUACUUAGAGGAGCUUGUGAAAUGGUGCAAAUGGAAAUAGCCUGCUGGUUUGUACAAGAUCAACUUAAAAACGAUAAUGUAACCGAAUUGCGUGUCAAAUUUAUCAAAAGAUUAGAAGAUGCAAUACCAGCAGGCGAAGAUUGAACAUAUCUGUUGUUUAAUGUGCAAAUGUUAUGUUAAUGUUAUAUAUUAUUUUAAUGAUAAAAUUUGUUUUGUAUUUUGCGUUAAGAUAUAAUUAUAAGGUAUAUUAGCCACGCAUUUAUUUUCUCAUACACUGUAUAUUUUACAGUUUUUCAUUUAAAAGUAGUAUAUAUUGAGAUUCAUUUUAAGGCCAUUUACAUGAAUGUAAUGACAAUGAAAUAAACAAAGUAUCAACUUUAUACAUCUACAUAUA
Messenger RNA from Nylanderia fulva, 1015 nucleotides. It is a transcript of the gene Bet3, whose product is annotated as blocked early in transport 3. NCBI's taxonomy places the organism in Eukaryota, Metazoa, Arthropoda, Insecta, Hymenoptera, Formicidae. Gene Ontology annotation, cellular component: TRAPP complex. The record is from RefSeq and is a predicted model, not a curated record. Gene Ontology annotation, biological process: Golgi vesicle transport.